UGCAUUCCAAAAGGAAUUUGCUUGGUUACCAAAGAUCUUUGGUUGUUACUGAUACUUGACUGAUACUAUCAAACAACGUGUUUUAUCUGUAUGAAAUAAAGCGUUUUAUGUGAUUCGAGCGUGUCAACAGAAGUUUUAAUUUUCUCUCUUAGUUGUUUCGUUACAGCUACAAGUACACAAUCGUAACAAUGAGUGAUUACGAGUCAUUACGGGAUAGUCCACUUGCAGACAGAAAUGGGUCAGUCUCUCGCCUAAAGUCACGAUCCCGGAGUCCACUCUACCGAAGCUCACGAUCAAGAUCACCUUCGAGGGGCAGAUCACGGUCAAGAUCAGAUGACAGACGAUAUGAUUCACAGCCAUAUUCCAGAAGAAGGAGCUAUUCCAGAUCCUGUUCUCGCUCUCCCUACUCGCGACGCCAUCGUAGCCGUAGUCGGUCUCCAAUGUCAAAUAGGCGCAGGCACAUGGGCAGCAGGGACAAUCCCUCUGCGAGCCGUUGCCUUGGUGUGUUCGGCCUGUCUCUGUACACAGAAGAGCGUGACUUGAGGGAUAUAUUUAGUCGCUACGGACCCAUGGACGACUGCAAUAUCAUCUAUGAUCAUGGAUCGGGCAGGUCACGUGGGUUUGCAUUCAUCACAUUCAGAGACGUUGAAGAUGCAGAAGAGGCAAAGGAAAAGUGUUCUGGAAUCGAAGUUGAUGGACGCCGAAUCCGUGUUGACUAUUCCAUCACUCAGCGGGCUCACACGCCCACUCCUGGCGUCUACAUGGGUCAGUCAAAUCGUCACACCAGGCGGAGCCCUUCACCCUCCUACCGAAGGCGUGGCUACUCGCGUUCAAGGUCCAGGUCAUACUCACCACGCCGCUACUGAUGUGUAGCAGAGUUAAGUGUGUGGUGCUGUGCACACGGCUGUGUGGUGGCUUUUGUUGGGAGUAUAGACGUCUGCCUAACCGCUCAUCUAAGAGGCAUUCCUGUACUCUAGAGUGAAUAAGUAACAGUAUAUGGAGAUGGACUAGGAGAUCCAUGUACAUCUUUUUUUUUUGUCAGAAAUAAUUAGUUUUAAGGGGUGUGUACUGUAGUUCCCCCCAAAGGAAUGUAUAAUUUUUCAUUAAGAGGUAUAGAAUAUAUUCACAUAACCGACUGGAGAAGUCAUAGACAUUCCUACAGUUAUUCAGUUCAUAAAUGUCACAUUGAUUCUACCUAAGCUUUCUUAUGACUAGUUAAGAUUAUAUGUUGAUAUAGUAAUUGAUUUGUGUAUCGUCAGUGGUCUAGGUGGUAGCAUACGCGUUAUGUGUAGCAAAUAUGAUUGUUAGUAUUAACUCUAAAGGAAGAGCAGAGGAGAGAGGAAGGGAAAAGACCUGUUGUAGGCUGUAGGAUGUAAGUGAGCAGUAAACUAAAGUCUUGCUAGUCAGCUGUUUUCACUAGGCUCUGCAUGGUUCCAUGGAAAUGAUGCUUAUGUGAGCUUGUCUGUUUGUGCUAUUAGCGAAUGAACACACGUGUUCACACCCAUGUGUGCACAUGCUCGCACACACACACCAUGCUCGCACACACACACAUGUAUGUGUAGCAAAUGCUCUUAAUAUUGGUUCGAAUAAGACUUGUGUCAUGUGUAUGUGGAGAUGAAACUAGUGAUAAUAUUUGUUGAACUAAUAUAAAGUUCUGUGUGUAGCGAGCUGUGCAUUAACACUGCGACAACUCUCUGACUGCAUGUUUGUUGCUGCCAUGAAUGCUGGUGCUGUGGCUACGGGUUUCUUUCAUAUCAUGUGGCUACGGUUUUCUUUCAUAUGAAUUUUAAAUAGCUUGAACUUUUACGAUGUAAAAGCUUCCAGACACAUUUACACUUUCCGCAGUGCCGUUUAUAAAUGUGGACCAGCCUGAUGCUGAUUCGACCGUCGUUUGCCUCAGUGUAGUGAUGCAGUUUUCACGCCAAUAUGUGACGUGAACUUUAUGCUUAUUCCUGGAACCGCUGGUAGAGUAUUUGGUCAAGACGUGGAACGUGUUAGAUUAAAGCGAGUCUCCACAUGGUCAUCUCUGAUGUGUGUUUGUUGAGCACAAAUCGAUACAGAGUGCGAAAAUAAAUACAGUUGCUUUCGUUGCAUUUCCCUCAGUAA
Molecule: messenger RNA, 2106 nt
Organism: Priapulus caudatus
Lineage: Eukaryota; Metazoa; Priapulida; Priapulimorpha; Priapulimorphida; Priapulidae
Product: transformer-2 protein homolog alpha-like
Exons: 9
Coding region: 189-866 (225 amino acids)
Biological process (GO): positive regulation of mRNA splicing, via spliceosome
Cellular component (GO): spliceosomal complex
Molecular function (GO): RNA binding
Source: RefSeq, a predicted model, not a curated record